UCAUUAUGCUACGUGGAAAGGAAGUAGCGAGCAUGCUAACGUUAGCUGCGCUGCAGGACAACUGCGACCAAAACAAACGAUGACGGCCGUUAAAAAGAGCCGAAAAAGGCGUAAAUUAACCACGGGAGUUGACUUUGUUUGACGGCUGGCGUCCAGGUUUGGGAUAUUGAUUACCUUUAGGUCUUUACUGCCGACUGACUCGAAGGAAACACCUUAUUUUAGGAGCGAGUUUAGCAGUUCUUCCCCAGCUGAAACUAUCUGAGCAUGAUAGGCAGUAACGUUAUGUGUUUUUCCUUUCGUAACGCCGACUGAUUUUAACAACUGCUAAGCUUUAUAGAACGGGGGUAAACCGGACUCCUGGAAGCAGGUUAACCUAAAAGGGAGGACAAAAAAAAUGCUGAGACUUUUUGCCAGUGUUUGGUGACGUCGAAGCCGUUUCGGAAAGUCAACAAAAACCGUGUCGCUAACUAGCCAGCCUCAUCUUCGGAAAUGAGUUGGUUUAACGCGUCUCACCUGUCCAGCUUCGCCAAGCAAGCUUUGACCACCGCUCAGAAGUCGAUAGACCGAGUUCUGGACAUCAAAGAGGAGGACCAAUGGGGUGACACGGUGGUCAUGCCUUAUGACGACACGUCCCCUGGGAAGGUUUCGGUGAGCGGAGGAUGGAGUAUGACGGAGUGGGAAGCGCCCCCUGAAGAAAAGGCCUCCACUCCUCCCCUCACCUCCGAGGCCAUCACCACCCCCGUCACUCGUACGGUCGUGGACGAGUCCGAGAACUUUUUCAGUGCCUUUCUGUCGCCGGGAGAUGCGCCGGUGGCCAAAACGAAAGUCGUGUCCGUGGCCCCCGCAAAGUCUCAGAGGCGAACCCAAGAGAGGGAGACGGAAGACGACGACGACGGCGAUGUGCUGCAGAUCCAGAACGAGGAGACGAGUCCAGAACCGGCAGAACCUCCUGCUCUACAGAGUGCCGAGAGCGAGGAGGCGGCGGGCAGCCAGCCCGACGACACCGAGUCCUCACCGGUGCCACCGUAUGCGGAUGCCAUCCUCCUUCAGCCGGUUUCCCCCGUUUCUUCCUCCGGUGACCAUCCCUUCAGCCCCGACUGUACGGCCGGCAGUGUGAAAGCAGACGCUGAGUCGGUCUCUGUAGGAGCCACAGCAGAAUCAGAAGCUCCAUCUGAACAACGGGCGGAGAAGGAUUCCACAAACUCCUCGGAGACUCCUGCUGCUGACGCCAAAGGCUCUACCCCGGCCGAUCCCCCGACCCCCACGUCGUCCAAAGAAGCUCUCCCGGGUCAAAAGGAGCCAAAAGCCGAGGAUCGUCAAAGCGACACGCCCUCUCCUCCGGUCAGCGCGUUCUCCUCGGGGACCUCCACCACCAGUGACAUCGAAGUGCUCGACCACGAGAGCGUGUUGAGCGAGAGCUCGGCCAGCUCCAGGCAAGAAACCGGCGAGAGCAAAGCCGGGCUCCACCUCAUGCAAGGCUCCUUCCAGCUCCUCACCGCCUCCACCUGCGCAGAUUUUGCCCGGCUGGAGGACUACCAAAAACUCACCGAGAGCUGCGGCUCCUCCUCGGACGCCUUCGAGCGAAUCGAUUCGUUUAGCGUGCAGUCGCUGGACAGCAGGAGCGUCAGCGAGGUCAACUCGGACGACGAGGUCCCCGGCAGUCGGACCCUGGCCUCCGUCACCGCCGGCGCCACGCCGCCGACGGAGGCGUGCCAGAAGCAGGAGGACGGCGCGGAGGGGGAGGCGGGCGAGGAGGACGCCGGCCGAGGAGAGGGGUGCGCCGAGACGGGAAGGGAGCAGCCGGUGGACGAUAUGGAGGAAAGCGGACGGAGCGCAACUCCGGUGAACAGUGAGCAGCCCGACGAAUUGUACGCCAGCGUCGGCGAUGACGCCGCGUUUGUCUCGGCGUGCAGUGCGGGCGAAAAAAGCGCUCCGCCAAUCACAGAAGAGAUGAAAAGCGUCUCAACCGUGCAGAUACUGGAGCUGCAAAAGGUUAUUGACGAUCUGUCCAGCCGCCUUGAGAAGAGAGAGUCUCAGCUGCUGGCUGUCAGCAAAGACAAGGCCAGGCUGGAGGAGGAGUGUGACAAUUUAAAAGAUGAAGUGAUCGGCCUGAAGGAGGAGAGCUCCACGGUGCAGUCCCUAAAGGAGGAGUUCACUCAGCGCAUAGCAGACGCAGAAAGGAAGGCUCAGCUGGCCUGCAAGGAGAGGGACAUAGCCAAAAAGGAGAUAAAAGGUUUGCGAGAAGAUCUUUCUACAAGACUAAACUCCAGUGAUACGUUGGAGCUCAUCAGGGAGAAGGAGGAGCAGAUCAGAGGUCUGCUGGAAGAGGGUGAAAAGCUGUCGAAGCAGCAGCUGCAGCAGAGUAACAUCAUCAAGAAACUGCGUGUGAAGGAAAAAGAGAGCGACAGCAGGAUAACCAAGCAGCAGAAGAAAAUCAAGGAGCAAGAGGAGCAGCUCAGGCAUCUGCAACAGGUUCUAGAUGGGAAGGAGGAGGUGGAGAAACAGCACCGGGAGAACAUCAAGAAGCUGAAUGCUGUGGUAGAGCAGCAGGAGAAGGAGCUGAGCACGCUCCACACGGAUGUCGAGGAGCUGCAGGAGAAAAACAGGAGCGUCCAGGCGGCCCUAGAUAAUUCUUAUAAGGAGCUGGCAGAGCUUCACAAGGCUCACGCCAGCAAAGCGAGCGAGGUCGAGGAGGCGGCUCUAAGCAGGGAAAUCCAGGCCAAAGAGCAGCUGAGUUUAGCUCUGGAGAAGGCUCAGGAGGAGGCCAGGAUUCAGCAGGAGGCACUUGCCAACCAGGUGGCUGACCUGAGGCUCGCUCUGCAAAGGGCUGAACAGCAGCAAGCUAGAAAAGAAGAUUAUCUGAGGGAGGAGAUCAGCGAGCUUCAGAAGAGACUGCAGGAGGCAGAGACUAGGAACCAGGAGCUCAGCCAGAGCGUCACCUCAGCCACACGGCCUCUGCUGCGACAAAUCGAGAACCUACAAGCCUCGCUGGGUGGACAAACCGCAUCCUGGGAAAAACUAGAGAAGAACAUCUCGGACAGGCUAGCGGACGCCCAGACCCAGCUGGCUGUCGCUGUGGAGAAGGAGCGAUCGGCAGCAGAGGAACUGUUAACCAUCAAGUCUCAGCUGGCCUCCCUGGAAUCCCAGAAUUCCUUGCUCCGGCAGGAAAAAGCUAGAGUCUUGGCUCAACUGGAGGCUGAGAAAAACAAGAGGGAGAAGCUGGAGGAUGAGAGCAGCAGGGAGCACGCUGAACUGACAAAUCUGAAAGGAGAGCACAGCCGCAUGCUAGAAGAAGCCAAGAAAGAAAAGCUGUUGCUUACCAACCAGCUGGAGAUGGAGAGGAUGAAGGUGGAGCAAGAGAAGAAGAAAUGCUAUCUGGCACAAGAAGCACUAAAGGAAAAGGAGCGGAAAGCAUUGACACACUCUGUGGGAGAACCCCCUGGGGCUUCCACGCCGUCCCUGUCCCGCUCCAGCUCCAUCAGUGGGGGAGAAAACGCCGGGCUGCACGCUUCUGUUCUGUCUCAGGACGACUCCUUGGACCACUCUUUAGGAGCGAUGACCAUGUCCCUGUCAAUGAGUGGAACCAACCUGUAUGAGGCGGCCCGGUUGUCCGGCGGCUCCAGCAUCAUAGAGAACCUCCAGUCCCAGCUUAAACUGAGAGAAGGAGAAAUAGCUCAGUUGCAGCUGGAGAUCACCAGUUUGGAGAGAAGUCGCUCGGUGAUGGCAGAAGAGCUGGUUCGGCUCACGAAUCAAAACGACGAGAUGCAGGAGAAAGUGAAGGACAUCCCAAAGUUGAAGAUUCUGCUGAAGGAUCUGGAGCAGAGGCACAACACCAUCCUGCAGAUGUAUGGAGAAAAGGCUGAGGAAGCAGAGGAACUGAGACUGGAUCUUGAAGAUGUCAAAAAUAUGUAUAAAACCCAGAUUGAUGAAUUAUUGAAGAAUCAGAAAUAAAGUAGUUUCACUUUUUUCCCCCCAUUUUUGGGCAUAAAUCAGUUCAUGUUUGCCACAAAUGCAUUCAUAUGUCAACAAAGAGGAAAUAUUUUAAGUUAACUGUGAAUUUUAAGAAAUCUCAACCAACAUUUUACUUCAGUUGUUAUAAACGUAAUUAAAGCGAGGAGGGAUUCAUGAAUGAAUUUUACUGAAUAACCAUGAAGGAUAGUCACAGUUGUUGAUUAAUGCAUCGCUCACGAUCAGACCUUUGACUUGUUGUUGUAGAGUUUUUCACUGUAUGAUGGGGCACAGAUUUAUUUACACUGUACACAUUGUCAUAUUUUGUCCAUGCAUAUGCAGAAAGGUUGUAGAGGUAUAUAUAUUAAAAUUAAGCUAUUGUAUAGAGAAAUGUUGGUACUCCUAACGUUGUAAAAAAUCACAACACGUGGUGUAGGCCUGAGGGAAACCACAGGUGCUGAUGGUUUGAUUUUGAGCUGUAUACUUAUGUAAAUUAAUAAACAUGUAUUUGGGUGGUGGAGAGAAUCUUACUCCUAA
Messenger RNA from Fundulus heteroclitus (mummichog), 4485 nucleotides. It is a transcript of the gene tmf1, whose product is annotated as TATA element modulatory factor 1. Bases 490 to 3951 code for a protein of 1153 amino acids. The transcript has 17 exons. The record is from RefSeq and is a predicted model, not a curated record. Lineage: Eukaryota; Metazoa; Chordata; Actinopteri; Cyprinodontiformes; Fundulidae. Gene Ontology annotation, cellular component: endoplasmic reticulum; Golgi apparatus.